Coprinopsis cinerea okayama7#130 is the source of this 1938-nucleotide messenger RNA. RefSeq lists its product as hypothetical. Bases 1 to 1938 code for a protein of 645 amino acids. NCBI's taxonomy places the organism in Eukaryota, Fungi, Basidiomycota, Agaricomycetes, Agaricales, Psathyrellaceae. The transcript has 7 exons. The record is from RefSeq and is a predicted model, not a curated record.
AUGUCGCCUCUCGCCCGCAUGCAGUCCAUCGUCUUCGCCUCCUCCGGGGCGUCCUCCAAUGCCGUCGAUAACAAUGCCACCGCGUCCUCCAGCGGUGCCACCACAUCGGUCCCCCCUUACUCGUCGUCCGACACCAAUCCAGCCAAGUUCAACCAACAGGAACCUCGCAAGGGGUCCUUCCUCAACAUGAUGCGCCGCAUUCCCCUUCCUGAGGAAAGGAAGACCAUUCCUGCGCCUUCUGCGCGCAUCAUGGAGAGGCUCGCCCGGCUCAAAAAGGACGCGAAGAAAAUGGUUACCGUGAAGCCUUUCAAGGUUUUCGCCAAACGACGCGCCGAAGGCCGCAAAAUCGAGCGUCCUGUUGACCAGGACCUCAAAAACCUCCAUCAGGCGCGCUCGAAGCGCCGGUUCCUCGUCACCACCCCGUCCAAGCAUCUACGCAAAUUGAUCAUCAAGCUCAUGGAGGACCCGAAGUGGAAUGCCGGAGAGUUGGCACAGGCCGACGUUGAUAAUAUCCUCGACCGGAAGACUCAGCUGGAUAUCCAGCUGGUCCUCACCCACUUCCUCACCUACAGGAAGAACCCGCAGCUCAAAGGGAAGGCUUUGGGUCCCGAGCUGAUGGGCCUCUAUCAGCGCUUCUGUCGCGGGGAGGAGGUGAAAACGGUCGUUCCGGCCAGGAGGACUGUCGUGCCUCGCCCACCUCCCCAGCCUGCGGUUGUAGUUAUCCCCGCGGCCCCAAAGGUUGCUCAGCAACCUGCAAAUACCAACGGUGACGACACCGAUGACGGGGGAGACACCGACACGGAGGAGAAGGCCGUGUCUGUUAAGAAAGAUAAAGGCAAGGCUCGCGCCAUCAUCCAGCAAAACGGUGGCGACACCGAGCCUGAAGACAACGGUGCGGCUACCAAGAUGGACAAAGAGAAAGGUCGCGCCGUUGAGCCAGCGGACGGUGGGGACACCGAGCCGGAAGACAACGCUCCGUCUGUUAAGAUUGACAAGGGCAAAGGUCGCGCCAUUGUUCAGGAUGGUGGAGACACCGAACCUGAGGACGGCGGUGACACGGAUAACGAAGACAAGGCCCCAAAGCCUGUCAUCCAAAUUAACAAAGGAAAAGCCCCUAUGGCAUGGGGACAACGUGCCCAGACCAUUGUCUGGGGUAAUGCCAACGGGGGAGACACUGACCCCGAAGACGAUGCCGACACCGAGGGUGAUUAUAAUAGGCCCUCGAGCUCCAAGGUCAAGUUGAAGAGGCGCAAGGCCCCAAAGCACCGCAAGCGCCCUCAAGUCCUUGCACCAGUACACGAUGGCGAUACCGACCACGAAGACGCGGCUCCCAGUCCGGUCGUCCGAACCGCCGUCCAGGCUGAGGCUGACCCUCCAAUUCCCGAUACGAGUCGCAACACCCCGCCUUCCUCCCAGUUGUCGCCCGAGGAAAUGAACGCCCACCGGGAAAUGUACCUUCGGAAGGUCGACAAACACCUGAUGAAGGUGAUGAAGGCGAGGAGGAAGAGGGCUUACGGAGACAAGGCGAUGCCGACCAUCGACGAGGAGGAGGGUCCCCACCCUCGAAAACCCGUGGCGAGAAUGAGGGAAGCUUCAGUUUGCACCACUACCGUUUCGCCACAAAACAUAACUACAACAGAUACGGCCACCGAGGCCACUCCCCAGACCCAAGUGGUCGGGAACGACGCUCCAGCAGCAGUAUCCGUUGCGAUGCCUCGUGGCGAGCAACGUUUGGAUGGCGAGCAGCCUGCUCCUGUCCAAGAUAAUGAUGCGAUGGAGGUUGAUGACGCUUGCAUUAUGGCAGGCAGCAAGCGAAGGGCGGAGGACGAAGAGGGAGAGGAGGACGAAGAGGAGAAGAAGAGGAUUGUGAGGCGUCGAGUUGGGAACGAGAAGUGGGUUCCCGGUGCUAAGUUCGAGAAGCCCAGGGAGAAGAACUGA